CCGUGGUAUAAUACAUAAUUUUCGCCAGUCGUUUCUUUUUGUCAUUAAAUGCACGUACACGCAUACGUGUAUAGUGGAAACGCGCCUUUAUCUAAUUAAAUAUUUAAACCACGGUUAUAGACGGUUUAUUGUGGUUAACUGAAUUAUCAUUUUUUUUUUUUUAUUCCGUUAACCGUUACAACAACAAAAUGGUGAUAACAGUUACUGGGUGAACUACAAUAAAUAUUAAAUUGAAAAUUCAGUUUGAACUUCAAAAUAAUCGAAACGUCUAAUAGGACGUGUACAAGUAUAAACAUAAUCCAUUAAGCAUCAAGCCUCCAAACUAUUUUUUUUUAUGAUCAUAGUAUCAUAUUCAAAACUUCAAAACGAUCGUUAAAAGUAUUUAAUAAUUUGGUAAAACAGUAUUUUUAAUUUUGAAUCUACAUCGAAGAUUGAUAAUAAAUAUUGUUUUAAUAUAUUAAUGAAUUAGUGUAAAAAAAUAUUGUAAUUAUUUUUAAUUUAACAUCGAACAAUGUCUGACACCCGAAAACGCCGUUCUAGUUUUUUCCCAAAACCAGCUGAAGAUAAUCAUGAAAAACAGUUGGAACUGUUUAAGAAUAUGUCUUGGGUAAAUGAAGAAAAAGAAAAUAUAUUUUCUAAUUCAACUUUAUUUGGUGGCCAAGGAAAAGAAGCAUUACUAGAAUACACUGAAAAACUGAAAAGUCGCAAGCAAGAUUAUCCAAAAUUGGUAUCUAGCAAACAAGAAGAACAAAUUCAUUUAAAAGAGAAACUACGUAAAAGUAAAGUUGAAAUAAGUUGGGAAACAGCUUGUGAUGGAUUAACAGACUUUGAACGAGAUUUUAUUUCUAAUAGACCUAAUUAUAAGUGUUUAGUGGAAAAAAUUCAUUUACUCACAUUACAUACAGCCUUAGUAAAAAGAUCCAAUUAUGAACUACAUGUAAUUUUAAAUGCUUAUAACAGACGGGCUAAUGAAGAAAUAGAUAAAUUACAAGAGUCAUUUAUUGAUAAAAUUGUAGAAGAUAGUGGGGUUGGUACUUCAUGCUACAGUAAUGACACAAAUUUGUCAACCAUGGAUUGUGACACAAAUUCAUCAUCAGAAGAUGAAUGUUUAAUAUCUAAUUAAAUUUCAAAAUAUUAUUAAUGAUACAAAUUGUGUAAAAAAAAAAUAUUUUAUAUAAAAUAAUAAGAUGUAAGUAGGUACUAAUUAUAUUUUAAUACAUAUUAGAUUUUUGAGUUAAUAAAUGAAUAAAUCCUAAUACAAAACAAA
Molecule: messenger RNA, 1267 nt
Organism: Aphis gossypii (cotton aphid)
Lineage: Eukaryota; Metazoa; Arthropoda; Insecta; Hemiptera; Aphididae
Exons: 4
Coding region: 512-1123 (203 amino acids)
Source: RefSeq, a predicted model, not a curated record